AUGCAACUUUUACACACGCUAUUGUCUUUGUUUCUGUUUGUUUUGAUGACACAUGGCUUGGCUAAUCAAGGUGCCGGGGGAGGUGCUGGAGGUGAUGCCAAAACCAGUUCAAACACUAUAGUGUGGGUUACCACAACCAUUGAUGGAAAAUUGACAACGGCAUCAACGACAUUUAGUCAAACUUUCAUGUCUACAUACACAGAAGCAAAUAGUAAUGAUGUUGAAAGUGGAACUGUUGGUAUGGGUUCGUUGAGUGGAUCGGUGGGAAAUGUUAAAUCCUAUGACAAAACUACGAUAUCAAAUGCUGCUCCUGACGGUGCUGCUUAUAUGCCAUACAAUGUGUAUGCUGGAUUUGUUGGUGGAGUCGCUGUGUUGUUGGGAUUGUUUUAA
This is a messenger RNA of Lodderomyces parapsilosis, 390 nucleotides long. It is a transcript of the gene PGA1, whose product is annotated as Pga1p. The coding region runs from base 1 to 390 and encodes 129 amino acids. NCBI's taxonomy places the organism in Eukaryota, Fungi, Ascomycota, Pichiomycetes, Serinales, Debaryomycetaceae. The record is from RefSeq and is a predicted model, not a curated record. Gene Ontology annotation, biological process: fungal-type cell wall organization. The transcript has a single exon.